AUGAAUGCUACUUGGCCAUUUUUUGCCACCUCUCAUGGUAAAACGAAGAACGAUGGUGUGGGUGCUACUGUUCAACGAGAGACAACCAAGGAAAGUUUGCGCAGUCCGUGUGAGUCGGCGGCGCGCGUGGGCCCGCCCGCGACCGCGGCGCCGCUCUCCGCCCUCGGGCCGGCCGCCGCCGCCGCCGCCGCCGCCCUCGCCCCCGACCGCGAGCGCCUCGCGCUCGACAUCUCCGCGCUCAAGCAGCAGUACGCGCGCCUCCGAGAGCGCCAGCGCCAGGCGCACAUCAUCCUCUCCGUAGUAGUAAGUUUAUCAAAACAAAUAGUCCGGCGGCCGCGCGCGGCCCCGCGACCCGGCGCCGCUCUCCGCCCUGGCGCGCCGCCGCCGCGCCCGCCGCCCUCGCCCGACCGCGAGCGUCCUCGCGCUCGACAUCUCCGCUCAAAGCAGCAGUACGCCGCUCCCGAGAAGGCCAGCGAGGCGACAUGCAUCCUCUCCGAUUCUCACAAUAUUUAA
Gryllus bimaculatus (two-spotted cricket) is the source of this 513-nucleotide messenger RNA. NCBI's taxonomy places the organism in Eukaryota, Metazoa, Arthropoda, Insecta, Orthoptera, Gryllidae. The record is from the annotation of a GenBank genome assembly.